CAUACAUCAAAGCUAAAGAUAAAUAGUUUUUUCGACCGUUCAAAGCCGUUUGAUCAGAAUCUGAUCAUGGACAAGGUGAUGAGAAUGUCAUCAGAGAAAGGAGUUGUAAUCUUCACCAAAAACUCAUGUUGUCUUUGUUACGCCGUACAGGUCCUUUUCCGCGACCUAAGGGUUCAGCCAACAAUCCACGAGAUUGACAACGAUCCUGACUGCCGCGAGAUCGAGAAGGCCUUAGUCCGUCUUGGCUGCGCCAACGCGGUUCCUGCUGUUUUUGUUAGUGGUAAGCUGGUGGGUUCGACCAACGAUGUUAUGUCGCUUCACCUAAGUGGAUCUCUCGUUCCCUUGAUCAAGCCGUAUCAGUAGUUUCAUGCAUAACUAGAAAAUGAAUCGCGAUCCUUACGAAAAGAUAAUUGGUGCGAAAGAUAACACGUAAAUGUGUAUCAUGUCAUUAUAUAUAAUCUAUAACUAAUGUUUAUGUUUUUUUUAAUGUUUUGUUUAGCCUCCUCAUGUCUAAAAAAUUAAUUAGCUAGCAUUUGUAUUUCCAGCUUAAUUAAUCAGUGGAUGUACUGAUGUGUAUCUAUUGUUAUGGAUAAAAUUAUUUAUUAUAUGUUAUAUUUUCUUUCA
Molecule: messenger RNA, 624 nt
Organism: Raphanus sativus (radish)
Lineage: Eukaryota; Viridiplantae; Streptophyta; Magnoliopsida; Brassicales; Brassicaceae
Product: glutaredoxin-C14
Exons: 1
Coding region: 67-363 (98 amino acids)
Cellular component (GO): cytoplasm; nucleus
Source: RefSeq, a predicted model, not a curated record